UUUGUGAAGUAUUCUGUCUGUGCUCAAGCUGCAGACGUUUUUAGUUAUCUGUCUGUGCGCUAUUUUACUCUUUUUCUUUUUUCUUUCCGUCCUUGAGUUCGGAAACAAGUCUCGGCGACUCGUAUAUAAAUACUAGUCAAACUUAAUAGUUUUCCAUUGACCGCGUCAAAAUACCCGUCAAAACGGGUCCCAAAAUUUACUACCCCUGAGUGCCCGACAUCCUCCUCAAUGUUUGUUCAUCCUGCGAAGUUCUUCUUCUUCUUCGUUCGCUGAACUGUUUAAAGCUUCGAAAUUGAAUUCAAGGUUAUCGACCAACAAGGGUUUGAAGGUACACUCUUGAGUACACGGAAGUUUUGAGCAAGGUGCAUAGUACAACAUUUUCUGUAUCUCCCAAGUUCUUGGCACUUCUAAUGAAAGAAGAAACUCACUGUGGUAGAAUCUCAUCACUUUGCUUGUUCUGGAAUUAGCAUGUGGUGUUCUAUUUGAUAACUUUCAGGCGAGUGAUAAGAAGUUGUUGAAACAAUGACAGAUCCGUCUUUUCUCAAUAGCCCGAGAAGAAUACUGAGUUUAUCGAAGAAGAGAGCGACUGUCUCUUUUACAGAUCCCGAUGACAAGGUUUCUGGAUUUCCUGUAUCUGAAGAACUUGGUGCAAAGCCUACAGAGGUAUAUGGCUUUGUGGGGUCUAUUGCAACCAUCACGACUACAGUUAUCUACCUGAUAUGGGCCUACAUUCCUGAACCUUGGCUUCAUUCUGUAGGGAUCACUUACUAUCCUAGCAGAUACUGGGCAUUGGCAUUGCCAUCUUAUGCUAUGGUUGCCAUAGCAUUAGCAAUCACAUUUUACAUUGGUCUGAACUUCAUGGCAACAGCUCCUCCAACCUCUUUCAACAGUAUAUAUGACGAAUUCAGUAGAGAACAUUCUGUUUGUCAGGUUUCAAAGGAAGGAGAUGAGCAACCUAUCGAACCUAUAUCAGAUAUUGGGAUCCAUCAAGUUAACGAUCUCAUGUUUAACUAGGCAAAUUGAUGCGAAAGAGCCUUUUUUGCUUAAAGACCAACAUGUUGGUGCAUCGAUUCAUCCUACUAUUUGCAGCUCUAGCCAGUAAGUUCUGAAGCAAGUAAGUAAAUUUACCAGGCACCUCAUGACCUGGAAUCAGACUAGGUAUCCCAACUGGUUGCACUCUAAAAUGUGCUACUGUUCUACAGGUUUGUCUUAUUCGUCACAAAAUUAAAUUUCAUUCUCUCCUCUCCGAUAACUUGUUACUUCUCGUGUAUUCCCAUCUUGGGUCAGAGAUGGUAGUAAUAUGUUCCUGCUGCUGUAAUACAAGGAUUAUCAGGUGAUUGGGGAUUAUUAGCCAUGACUGAUGCUAUCACGGCUAGUUCUUACGCCCAGAUUUUUUGUUCAGAGAAACCAACGUCCAAUGCAUCAUGGAUUCAUGGAAGUUAACUCUUACUUCUUCCACAUAGAACCAUGAACGUUACCCUUACAAGUUCCAUUCGGUCAGUGUUCAUUG
Messenger RNA from Papaver somniferum (opium poppy), 1510 nucleotides. Its product is annotated as phosphatidylinositol N-acetylglucosaminyltransferase subunit P-like. NCBI's taxonomy places the organism in Eukaryota, Viridiplantae, Streptophyta, Magnoliopsida, Ranunculales, Papaveraceae. The transcript is spliced from 7 exons. The coding region runs from base 523 to 1014 and encodes 163 amino acids. The record is from RefSeq and is a predicted model, not a curated record.